CAUUUAGCCCCACAGUGCUGUCUGUCUGUCUGUUGCUGUCUGUGUGUCUGUUACCGGGGAUAACGUCGGUGUUGGAAACUCUGGGAAUAUCACAUCCGGUCAUGGAAUAUCUGGGAUUAGUUUUACCGUCGUCCGGGAGCGAGAAGUGAGCCCGGAAUGUCGGUGUUUCCCGCAGUUUUCCAGGUUUCUGCGGGAUGUGAGCGUGUGAUGGCUGCGGUCCAGUGAACUGGGAGCACGUUGACUGGUCUGCCUGUCCAAUCCACCAGUUUGGGAGCUUGUUUGAGCAGUUUCACUGGGAUUACUGGGACAUAUGGAGUGCACAUGAACGCUGGUCGGAUUGGGAUUCGAACCCGGGUCUGCGGGGCGUGACGCUGCUGACACUCAGACAGCCACGAUAACAUUUAAAUGAGGCGUUUUGGACCCUACAGCCGUUAGAUCCAGGCCGAGAGGACAAGAGCCGAUACGGAGUUAAACGGUGUUUUUUUACCUGUCGGGUCUCCGAGGCGUCGGUUGCUGCUGCGGUUUGAGGAGGUGAAUGACGUGGAGGAGAUGUGGGGAGCAGGGAGGAGGCGCAGGGUCCAGCCCUGAGGAGGCGUCCUGCGGCUGGGAGGAGCGCGGCCCUCCUGUGGCCCUCCUGCGGCGCUCCGGGACGCUCCUACUAAGAUGUCCCUCAGCAGCGGUCCUGCAGGCGGGAAAGGUGUGGACUCCAACGCGGUGGACACGUAUGACAGCGGCGAUGAGUGGGAUAUCGGUGUUGGCAAUCUGAUCAUUGACCUGGACGCCGACCUGGAGAAGGACAAACUAGAGAUGUCGAGCAGCAAGGAGGGAGGGGGCAUGGCCGCCCCCCCCAGCGCUGUGGCUGCUUUACCUGACAAUAUCAAGUUCGUCAGUCCUGUAGCUGCCGCGCAGGGCAAAGAGAGCAAAUCCAAAUCCAAACGUAGUAAAAACUCUAAGGAGAGCGCGAAGGCCCCGGUCUCUGACGGCGCCAAGAAGGAGGUUCAGGGUCGGGCCCCUGGGGACCCUCCGCCCCAGAACCCCAACUCUACCCCUGGUAAGGGAACUGACAAGUCCAGUAAACCCUCCCGCACCCUCCCUGCUGUGAAAAAGGACAAAGACGGGGUGUCUGGGAAAAGUAAGAAGGAGAAAAUGGAGGUCACGGGAGCGGUUAACUCUGAGAAAGAGUCCCCCAUCCUGCCACUGGGGGCCCCUCGCAGCGGCCCCUUCGAGGGCCAGCAGAACCCUGAGCUAGCCGCCGCCGAGCAGCUCGGGAAUAUGGCGCUGGACCCAGCGGGGAUCGGCCAGCCAGUCGCCAUGACAACAGAGCAAGAGGAAGUGGACAACGGUGAAUGCCGAAACCUAAAGAAAGUGAUGGAGUCUCCGGUCUCCACCCCGGCUCCUCCUCCCCUCCACCUCCUCGCUCCCGUCGCCAGCAGCGACAUCUCGUCUCCCUGUGAGCAGAUUAUGGUCCGCACGCGCUCGGUGGCGGUGAACACGGCGGACGCCGCGCUAGCAACUGAGCCGGAGUGCCUGGGACCCUGUGAGCCGGGAACCAGCGUCAACCUGGAGGGCAUCGUGUGGCAGGAGACGGAGGACGGCAUGCUGGUUGUUAACGUCACCUGGAGGAACAAGACCUACGUCGGGACCCUGCUGGACUGCACAAGACAUGACUGGGCCCCUCCAAGGUUCUGUGAGUCUCCCACCAGCGACGUGGAGAUGCGGAGCGGUCGCGGUCGGGGGAAGAGGAUGCGUCCCAGCAGCAACACGCCGCUGAACGACAACAGCAACUCCUCUGACAACAAAGGCAGCGGCAGCAGCAAGACGCGCGGUGCCGCCGCUAACAGCAAAGGGCGACGAGGCAGCCAGACGGCCGGCGGCGCCGAGGACGUCAAGGCCAGCCCGUCCUCGGCCAAGAGGAAGACCAAACCCGCCUCCGAUAUGGAGCCCACCUCCAGCUCGGAGGACACCAAGGCUUCAAAGCGAAUGAGAACGAACUCCACCGGUGCUGCGCUCCCCCUCCCCCUCCCUGGAGGCAAAUCUGACCCGCUGCCCCCCCCACAGCUGGACCGGACCUGCCCCUCCCCCGUGCUCAUCGACUGCCCUCAUCCCAACUGCAACAAGAAGUACAAGCACAUCAACGGGCUGAAGUACCACCAGGCUCGAGCCCACAACGACCACGACAUCCGGUUGGAUCAGGAUGGUGACAGUGAAUAUGGAGACGACCCCGCCCUCCACCCUGACCCCGCCUCCUGCAAUGGCGCCGGCGUCUCCCCCGCCCGCUCCACUACGCCAAAAGGACGAGGCUUUGAUGCCCCGUCCCCCUCGCCGGGGAAGCUGACAUCAAAGGGGAAGAAGAAGGCGGGUGAGGCUGAGCCCGAGGUGACGGACGGCGGCGAGGAAGCGGCGUGUUUGACGGACGAGGCCAGCAACGACGGGAUGGACGAUAGAAAGGCCAAGAAGAUGGCCGCCGGUGGAAAGCCAGAUAAACUGACCCAGAAAGGUUUGAAGCCGGCCCGACCUGCGCCCCCCAACGCCCCCAACGCCCCCUCACCCUACGCCCUGCAGGCGUCCUCCCCGGCUCUGGGCUCAGUGGUACAGUCCAUCCCCAAGAGCCCCCAGCUGAAGAGCAUCCAACCAAAACCUCCUCCGCUGGCGGACCCCGCCUCCAGCCCCACCCUCGGCAAGGACAAGAAGAAGAAGGACAAGAAGAAGAGGGAAGGAGGGAAGGAGGGGGACAGUCCGAAGGCGAUGGGUAAGGGAGGGAGGCCGGAGGAGGGGAAGAGUCCGUACUCGGAGUCUGACGCGAUGCUCAAUGGCUCCUCAGAAGCUCACCAGAGCCGGCUGGCGAGCAUCAAGGCCGAGGCCGACAAGGUGUACAGCUUCUCGGACAACGCGCCCAGCCCGUCCAUCGGCGUGGCGAGCAGGAUGGAGGCCGGCCUCGGGCCCCCCCUCCACCUCAACCAAAACGGAGCUGACAAUGCGUCCGUCAAAACCAGCAGCCCCGCCUACUCGGAUAUCUCUGACGCUGGGGAGGACGGCGAGGGGAAGGCGGAGGGGGUGAAGGUCAAAACUGAGCCUGAUCAGGGACCUCGGGAAGGAGCCAAGAAGGCCCUGUUCCCUCCUCAGGCUCCCAGUAAGGACUCGUACUAUCCCAACUAUGAUUCCUACUACUCUCCCAGCUACCCUAACCCCAGCCCGGGAGCAGCCCCCACGGCGCCGCCUCACGUGGAGGGAGCACAGGUGAAGGUGAAGAAGGAGGAGGAGCAGCCGGAGGUCGGGGAGGAGAUCAAACUGAAGGUGGAGCCUCAGGAGGAGAGGAAGGUGGAUCCCGGCCCUCAGCAGCCGUCGGUCAUCCAGCAGCGCUCCAACAUGUACACCCAGCCCCUGUACUACAACCAGUACCAGUACGUCCCCCCCUACACCUACUCCCCCGACCAGGCCUACCACGCCCACCUGCUGGCCUCUAACCCCGCCUACCGCCAGCAGUACGAGGAGCGGCAGCGGCAGGUCGACAAGAAGGCCGAGGGCAAAGAGCGGGAGGCCUGCGGGAAAGAGGAGUGGAAGCAGAAAGCCUCGGUGCCCCCCACCCUGUCCAGGGCCCCCAGCCUCACUGACCUCGGUGCUAAAGGAGGCCUGAACCCGACAAAGCCCAAAGAACCGCCGCCAGCCUCGGAACAGGCCAAGUCAGUCAUCAUGGCGAAGGGAGAGGACCCCAAGGCUCCCAUCGCCCAGCCGGAGGGUCUGAAGAUGAAGCUGAGCGAAGCAGGGCAUCAUGGGAAAGAGGAGGCCAAGCCGGGGGUGGAGUCGGGCAGGCCGGCAGGUGUAGAGCCCGCCAUGUGGUACAGACAGGAGCCGGACGCUCGCCUGUGGCCCUACGUCUACCCCAACAAAUACUCAGAAGCUCCCAAACCGCAGGAGGAGGAGCGGUGGAAGGACGACAGGGAGCGCGAGCGCAAAGGGAAGGAGGAGAGGCAGCGGGCGAAGGAGGGCCUCCAGAAAGAGGAGGCGAAGGAAGGGGCGGAGGGCAGGACUCAGCUGCCUCCAGAGGAGCACCGGGGGGGAGGGAAGGAGGCCCGACCCCCCCACAUGCAGUUCUCCUCCCCUCUGGCCCAGCACCAGGGCUACAUGCCCUACAUGCACGGACCUUUCGCCUACAGCCACGGCUACGAGCCCAGCCACCCCGGGUACAGAGGGAUGCCCUCCGUCAUGAUGCAGAACUACCCCGGCUCGUACCUGCCGGCCGGUUACUCCUUCCCCUCGUACGGCGGGAAGGUGGCGGCGGGGGAGGAGCAGGAGAAGCCAUCCAGGUCCAGUCCCACGGUGAAGCCGCCCAGCGAGGCCAAAGCUCUGGACCUGCUGCAGCAGCACGCCAGCCAGUACAAGAGCAAGUCCCCGUCCGUCCAGGACAAGGCCCCCCGCACGAGCGAGAGAGACCGGGACCGAGACAGAGAGCGGGAGAGAGACCGGGAGAGAGAGGGCGACCGGCCGCGAUCCUCGCCGUCCCAACGCAUUCUGCCCUCCCAUCACCACCUGGGAUACCCGCUGCUGGCGGGACAGUACGACCUGUCCUACCCCUCAGGUCUCUCCUCCUCAGCCAUCGUCGCCAGCCAGCAAGCGUCCGCCCCGUCCAUGUACCCCCCCGCACGGAGGCACAUCUGAUUGGCUGACCUCCAACCCGCCCCGGAGUCAUGUGACCGGAUCACAUGAGGAAGCGUUUCUGUUUCAACAUCAGUUCAAUGGUGUUUGUGUACGUUUGAUUUCUCUGCCUGGACGUCCAGCCGGCCGCUCCGCCCCUCGCAGGGACCGACAGGAGGACUGAAGGCCUGACGCUGGUCCUGCUGGUUCUGCUGGUUCUGCUGGUUCCAGGCGGCACCGCGGUGCUCGGGGUGGGCGGGGGAGGACAGAGAGGGGACCUGGUGGGUGGAGACGCCGCCGGGCGUUUCGGAGGCGGACAGUUCUGGACGGCGUUCUGCUGCGGUCGCGGACGGACGGAGGCAGCCACUUCCUGUCUCGCAGUUUUGUUGUUUUUUUUAAAUUUCCUCCAGACUUUACCUGCAGCGACCUCUGACCUCUGAGAACUCAGCCCGCCGGACGCCGUCACACCUUCACCUGGAAGUAAAAAAUACUGUGGACGGAGGAGGACGGACCAAUCAGAGGGCAGCGUUGGGACUGCGUCCUCAGACUCCUCCUCCUCAGUGUGUAGCUGUACUGUACUCUGUGUAUGUGUGUGUGUGUGUGUGUGUGUGUGUGUGUGUGUGUGUGUGUAAAUACUGUACAGAGGAAUUAUUUUAAAGAGCCUGUUGGAUGCUGUUGGAUUUCCUACUCUUCUUUUUGUCUGGUAGCCUCUGCCUCUGUUUUUCUACUGUUGUUGAUCUGAUAUUAAACCUGUAGCUGGUGGAACGGC
Dicentrarchus labrax (European seabass) is the source of this 5401-nucleotide messenger RNA. RefSeq names its product zinc finger protein 609a (gene znf609a). The record is from RefSeq and is a predicted model, not a curated record. Gene Ontology annotation, cellular component: nucleus. The transcript is spliced from 10 exons. Gene Ontology annotation, biological process: regulation of transcription by RNA polymerase II. Bases 664 to 4656 code for a protein of 1330 amino acids. Lineage: Eukaryota; Metazoa; Chordata; Actinopteri; Moronidae.